GCGGGGCAGCCUGCAAAGGUUCUUGUGAAGGCGGUGCGUGGUGGCCCGCGUCCUCCCGUCGGUUAUUUUAUUUAUUUUAUUUAUUUUAUUUUAUUUUAUUUCUUAUUUUAUUUUGAGAGGGAGGUCAGGGAGCCGAAGCGAGGGCUCCCAGAGCCACCCUCGGGUCUGGCAGGGAUGGUACGGUCCGUUCCCGGGGACCCGCAACAGGCGCUGCUGUCCCCGCGGCCUCCGAGUACGGCGGCUGCCGUCCUUGCGGAAGGGCUGCGAGGCUGAACGCCGCGCCGUGCGGGCCCUUCUGAGCGCUGCCCUGAAUCUGUCGCCGGAGAUCGAACCAAGAAGAGAGAAGGGACGGGGAUGACGAGAAGCAAGGGGACAGCCUUUCUUUCCAGUUUCCAGUAGAGCAGCUGUGGUUUGAGCCCUCUUUCCUUUCUCUGACUUCUCAUGCUCCCACCAACCCUUGCACUAAGCACUCCAAAGCCUAUCUGUGCAGAGGUGCAGCAGUGCUGACUGAAGAUGUAAAUUUUAUUUUUAGAAUUUGGAGAUUGCUAAGGAAAUAACUUGCCCUGUUCUCCAUCUGACCGUGUCUGACAGUUUGGCACCUAACCAGAUCGUUCCAGGAAGAUAAAGUAGCUGACCUGUGGUGGUGCAGGUAAUUGCUUGGUUUAAUAAGAGUAGGGAAUGUGAUAAAAAGGAAGAGGCAGUGCAGUUUCUCAUCUGUCGCAUUCAAGUCUCAGUUUAGUCUCUGUUCUUGCUUGCUUCUUAUAGCCGUUAGUUUGGAGUAGAUGUUAGUUUUUGGAAGAAAAGCCCAACUGUAGUUUUUAGUGAUUUCUUUUUCCAAUCCAGCAUACGUUUGUGGUCUGCUCUGCUCCCAGCUGGAGAUCUAGCAUUCAUUUAACAGUCUUUUUUGUACACAUAGCUGUAGAGGUGCCAGCUUUAUAGGGAUGAUGGAACAGGGUUCUGCUGCUUUCACAAAACUGUUAAUGCUGAUGGCUUUGAAGUAGAUAAAUGGCACAUCCAGUUAAAGAGAGGAUGGUUUGAAAACAAAUGCAAAGAUACCUUUCAGUUACUUUGUGCUAGCUUUUUAGGAAAACUUUUGCUUUUUUCCUAUGUAAAUAAUAUUAAAAAUAUCGUUGUAUCCAUGGUGCAACCCAAAGUAAUGUUUUGACACUGAAUACUAAUCACAUGUAGGAAGAGAUAUUUGUUUUAUAUGUAGCAAGUGGUUUAUAAGUUGUUAGCUUGAUGACUAGUUUCUACAGUGCAUAUGUACUCCAUUAUGUUUUGCGUAGGUCCAACUGGGAACAAAUUUGAACAGCAAACUCAGCAUAAAUGAAAGUACUGGAACAAAGUAUGUUGCCAUUGCCCUAAAAUCAAGUAGUUUUUAUGUGAGCUUUAGUGUUGUAUUGCAAACUUGUGAGUUGACUUAAAUAAAAGUUAAAAUAUGUUUUACUGAGCAAAAACCCCUCAUUUCCAUGUUGUGUAUAUGCUCGGCUUUAGGUUGAGGCUAAAACAGUACUUAAGUGAAAAAUUAGCCUCUGCAAAUCAGGUAUUUCUUCCAGGAGAAUGUAUUUUAUAAGGUACCGUGUACCUCUCAUUUAUGAUUUAUCUCAUAAAUGUUCGACAUCUCUAAGGAGAGAUGUCUAACUGUUUUAACUUUUCUUCAGGUUUUUUUUCUUUUUUUUUUGGAAGUAGAUGGAAUGGCGACAUUAAUUCACACUUUAACAGAUCACAGUGAUGAUGUCAACUGCUGUGCCUUCUCAUCAUCGUGCUUGGCUACUUGUUCCUUGGACAAAACAAUUCGUAUUUACUCUUUAAAUGACUUCACUGAGCUCCCAUACUCACCUUUGAAAGGUCAUACAUAUGCUGUCCACUGCUGCUGCUUCUCUCCAUCAGGACACACUUUAGCUUCGUGUUCAACAGACGGUGCUACCAUCAUUUGGGACACUAGCGAUGGUCGGAUGCUGGCAGUGCUGGAGCAGCCCACUGGCAGUCCUGUCAGAGUCUGCCGCUUUUCUCCUGAGUCCACUUACCUGGUGUCAGGUGCAGCUGAUGGAAGUGUCGUUCUUUGGAACGUGCACUCAAUGAAAUUCUACAGAUCUGGGAAUGUUAAAGAUGGUUCUUUGGUGGCCUGUGCGUUUUCUCCAGGUGGAAAUUUCUUUGUUACUGGAUCAUCAUGUGGUGAUCUGACUGUUUGGGAUGAUAAAAUGAGAUGUCUCUGUAAUGAAAAAGCACAUGAUCUUGGCGUUACCUGCUGUGAUAUUUCUUCACAUCCAGUUUCUGAUGGGGAACAUGCAUCCGGAUGCUUCCAGAUGGCAUCUUGUGGUCAAGAUAAUAAGAUCAAAGUCUGGUUUAUUUUGUUUGCAGACUUCUUAGGUGGUGAAUUGAGAUAUAAAUGCACAUUGAGUGGACAUUCUGCCCCAGUUCUGACUUGUGCAUUUUCUUAUGAUGGGCAGAUGUUGGUUUCAGGGUCUGUGGACAAGUGUGUCAUAAUAUAUGAGACUAAUACUGGCAAUAUCCUUCAUACUUUGUCUCAGCAUACUAGAUAUGUCACAACUUGUGCCUUUGCUCCAUGUAGUCUCUUCCUUGCCACGGGUUCAAUGGAUAAAACUGUGCACAUAUGGAAACUGGACAAUAAGCAACCCUGUGCAGGAAACACUAUAGAAAAUGACUCUAAGAUUAGAACUGCUGAGAACUGGUCAGAGGAUGAUGUUUCAGCCUGGCUUUGUGCACAAGGCUUCGCAGAACUUGUUGGGCUUUUCAAAGCAAAUAACAUCGAUGGCAAAGAACUCGUGAAUCUUACAAGAGAAAGCCUGAUUCAUGAAUUAAAAAUUGAGUCUCUUGGCCUGCGCAGUAAAAUCCUCCAGAAGAUCGAAGAGCUGAGGAUGAAAAUGGUCUCUGUUUCUGUUGCUGUUCCUGAUGAAUUCUUAUGCCCUAUAACACGGGAGCUCAUGAAGGAUCCUGUCAUUGCAGCAGAUGGGUAUUCCUAUGAAAAGGAGGCAAUGGAAAAUUGGAUCAGCAAUAACAGACGAUCUAGUCCCAUGACAAAUCUUCCUCUUCCCAGUCUUGUGCUUACACCCAACAGGACACUGAAAAUGGCUAUCAGCCGCUGGCUGGAGACUCAGCAGAAACAAGGCGAAACCACUUUGCUUUGAACUUGUUCACUAAAAUGAAGGAACAAAUAAACAGUUUAGCAAAUUCAAUUAAACCGAAGACCGGAAUUUACAAAGCAGGACUGAAAUGGGGCAAUGAUGGCCGUGGAAAGAUGAAACCAAAAACCACCAUGUCUAAUGUUUGGACAAUGUACCAAUGUUUGCUAAGCAAGAAAUCCAAAUACUCAGCCACGUCCAUACGCCCUGGAGGAGUCUGCACAUCCCCCCCUUUUCUGCCUUUUGAGCUCAUCAUGAUGAUGGAGUCACGGGAGCACAGCAGCAGCAACGUGUAACAGAAGCCGUCAGCAAUGUGGUAGAAUAGGUGUCUAAGAUUCCCAGUGAUAGAGAAGCAACAGAUUAAAAACAAGAGCUUACAUUUGUUUUUCGGCGACACCUUGAUAAAUUCAAGUACAAUGAAACUCUCAUCUCAUUGAAUGCUUUCAUUUCUUCUCCAAAUCCUUCCCUCGGAAACUUCCUCAAGGCAUACUGAUAGCGCUGUGCUGCUUCUUUCAUCUUGCCUUUCUACAAAAUUAGGGAAUAAGAAGCUUUUUGAGAAACUUGUAUUAUUACAGUGCUGUUACAAUGCAACUACAUUCAUAUUUGAAAUCUACCAACAUAUACUCCUCACAGACAAAUAUAUAUUUGUAACAUAUAUCAUAUCUAUCUAUAUAUAUAGAUAUAUGUUACAAGUAAGUGACAUAUGCGUAUACAAGUAAGCAUAUAUAUAUACACAUAUCACUUACACACAGGCAUCAUAAGAUAACUUAAAAGGUAAUCAGAGCUUAUGUUUCUUUCUAAACUCAGUAUUUUUAAUGGUAUUUCACAUUAAUACAUACUACUUGUACCAGAACAAUUCUUCAGGUACGUGUAUGAUACCAUACAAUUCUUAAUUUCAUUUAUUUAUUAAAGAGAGCAGUCAAAUAUCUGAUGAUAUGAUUUAUUAAAGCUCUAAGGAUAUACUCUAUUAGAAAUAUCGUAAUCAGAAAUGGUGCACCCUUCAUCAGGUGGUGCUACCACAGUGUAAGGUAUGGAUGUGGAAGGGGAGGGAAGAGGAGAGGGAGGAGGAGAAGGAACUGGCACAGCAUUCAAACAUGCAGCCCAGCUACUCCAGCUUCACUUCAGUGUCUCAGCCAUGACUAUUAGGUGAAGGGCUGAAUGUAGGAACAUAAAAGCAGUGUUCUUAACAAAGGUUGAGAAUUAAUUGCUGUGUACUGGAAGCACGCUGCCAUAGUUUUAGGAUUUUUGUUAUCGGUAUUCCACAUCACAACAUCAUGUAGUGCACUGGGAGUUAAAGAGUUAAUGCUGCAGUUCUGGGAUUGUUGACAGUUCUGUUUUACCUGUCUCAGAAAAGAAAGAAUGAACUACGUAUCCUAGAAGACUUCACUGUUCUGUUUCCAUUCAGAGGGAAAGAUAAAACUGGGAGUCACAAGACAUCCCGUUCUUUUUCUACUCAUCUCUUAUUAAAAAACAACCAUGUAAUUUACAAACUUUGUGGCUACAACGGAUUUUCAAUAUUGCCCACAUAAGCCACUCAGCUCUGCAUUGCAACAGUUUCCAAAAGCAAUUCCAGUCUUCUGAGCAAAAUAUCAUGACUAGUAAAAAGAAUGCAUCAAGAGAUCUGUCUCUCUCCUCAUCCUGUACUUAAACAGUGUGCAGAACACUGCCCUGAAGAAAAGCCCGGAUGUUACUGAAUUCAACAAGGCGCUUACAUUCUGAGGUCCUCCUAACAAACAACUGACAAGUGUCCACAGACCACUUGGUCAGCUGAAAGGAAACGUAUUUAUUUAUUAGCUGGCUGUUUUUUUGUUUUGUUUUUCCUACUAGUUUUAAAUGAUUCUUGCCCAGGAUCCUCAAGGUUUUCUGAUCUCAUACCCAACAUGAAAGGAUGUGCAAAUACACACCUGAACAGAAAAGGGGGUAUAACAGAACGUCAAUCUACCUUCAAACAGAAACCCAAUUAUAGAGUGCUGCUACCAGGAAAAGAAAUUAAUAAUAAUAAAAAAAAAAAUCGA
Messenger RNA from Gallus gallus (chicken), 5158 nucleotides. It is a transcript of the gene WDSUB1, whose product is annotated as WD repeat, sterile alpha motif and U-box domain containing 1. The transcript has 12 exons. Gene Ontology annotation, biological process: protein ubiquitination. Lineage: Eukaryota; Metazoa; Chordata; Aves; Galliformes; Phasianidae. Gene Ontology annotation, molecular function: protein binding; ubiquitin-protein transferase activity. The record is from RefSeq and is a predicted model, not a curated record. The coding region runs from base 1611 to 3149 and encodes 512 amino acids.